AGGUCGAGUCGCACAGUGACGCGUCGAGAGGAACCACUACUAGACCUUUAAGUAGACCUGUGGACUGCCGGUCACGUGGUGCAGCAGAGCACUCCAACCUGCAGACACUUCCCCGCUAGCUGUCCGGUCCUGCGGUCGGAAAGGAUGGCAGAAUCCCCGUUGUCAUGUGACUGUUUUGUAUCCCUGCCUCCGGGUUCUCGCGAUGAUCAUGUGAUCUUCGGGAAGAACUCGGACCGUCCACGGGAUGAGGUGCAGGAGGUGGUCUUCUACCCUGCGGCCGCGCACCCACCCGGGUCCUCGGUGGAGUGCACAUACAUUCAGAUCCCCCAGGCAGAGCACACCCACGCGGUGGUCCUGAGCCGACCGGCCUGGCUCUGGGGGGCUGAGAUGGGGGCCAACGACCAGGGUGUGUGUGUGGGGAACGAGGCCGUCUGGACCCGCGAGCCGGUCUCCGACGGAGAGGCCCUGCUGGGCAUGGACCUGGUCCGGUUGGGGCUGGAGCGAGGUGCCAGCGCCUGGGCAGCGCUGGAGGUGAUCACUGGGCUCCUGGAGGAUCACGGGCAGGGGGGCCCCUGCAGGGAGGCCCAGGAGCCCUUCAGCUACCACAACACCUUCCUGCUGGUGGACCGCACCGAGGCCUGGGUCCUGGAGACCGCCGGCCGGCUGUGGGUCGCCCAGAAGGUCACAGCGGGGGUGAAGAACAUCUCCAACCAGCUGACCAUCGGUACGGAGAUCUCGGCCGAGCACCCUGAGCUUCGCAGCGUGGCCCGGUCCCAGGGCUGGUGGGAUGGGGAGGGGGAGUUCAACUUCUCCCAGGUGUUCAGUCCGGAGAACCCCCCCGCCCGGAUGGAACUGGCCAAGCAACGAUACAGAGGAGGCACGGCCCUGAUGCAGCAACACGACGGGUCGGUGACGGCUGAGGUGAUGAUGUCCAUCCUCAGAGACAAGCCCAGCGGCAUCUGCAUGGACUCUGGGGGCUUCUGCACCACGGGCAGCAUGGUGUCUGUCCUGCCCCGCGACCCCGGCCUGCCCUGCAUUCACUUCUUCACUGCAACCCCCGAUCCCUCCAGGUCCAUCUUCAAGCCCUUUGUGUUCUCCGAGCGCGUCGGCCCGAUGCAGCGCGUGGCCUCGCCGCAGUACGGCCCCGACGACCCCGCCAGGAGGCAGCCCCGCUUCCAGAGCCAGGUGGACCGGCGGCACGACCUCUACAAGGCCCACCAGGGCGCCCUCUCCAACAUGGACGCCAGCCAGAAUGAGGGGUUGGCCGUCUACGAGAUCCUCCGGGACCUGGAGUCCCAGUGUCUGGUUGACAUCCUGGCCAUGCUGAGCGGAGAGCUGCCUGGAGAGGAGCUGGGGGAUCUGUUCUUCGACUGUGUCGACGCAGAGAUUAAGUUCUACCAAUAAGAAGCGCCAAGGCGGUACAGAGAAGGAGUCGUGCCCUUAUAGGGUCAGAGGUCAUCGCCAGGGCUUCCCUCCUAAAGACGUAACCGGCGGAGACGGCUCCGUCUGCGACAUCUUCCCUGCUACGUUUUCCGGUUCAUUGAUGCCGACAUCCAAAAAAACAUCGGAGAGCAUCGAGUAUAGUUGUGGGAGGUUCCCAGAUAUUUUAAAAGAUAUUUUAACACAUCGUCUUCAUAAAUCCAAACAGUAGCUUUUAGGGAUGCACAGAUUGAGUGAUUGACAUGCUUGAUCCGAAUAUAAUCCCGGUUGUAGGUGUUCCCAGAACCGCCUUUUUCAAUAUCCAAGGCCUGUAAUAUGCAGGUCUUUUGCAGGCAGGUUGUUUAAAAUCAGCUUUUAAAUUCUAAAUACUAAAGUUUUCUGUUUGAUAAUUUUGCCUAAAUAAAGAAAGCCUGCUAGAAGUCCCCAUCGAUGUGUGUGCAUGCUCAAAAGGUUGGCAAGAAGUAUGCCCAAUCCUCUGGACACGGUUUUCCGCAAAUCUGCUUCAUACGAAAUUCAAUGACAAAAAAGUACUUUACCGCUGGACACACGAUGCAGAAACACAGCUUCAACUUGCUCUUGCAUCUCAACUGAUAAUAUAAAAGCAUAAUAUUAGCCUGAUAUGCAUACAGUUUGCCCAUUUCAUUACCUUUGUUUCACAUUCUGGUGAAGCCUCAGUUUAGAUUAAUAGUAGUGAUUAACCCAGUUUAUCUUAGGGGAAAUGAUCAGUACAAGGCGCAGGUGAAACUACCUUAACUGCGCAUCCCUAUUGGAUGUACGCUCAACUGGCUGUUAGACUCAGACAUAUAAUUCAGCUGUAAGUCACCAUGAAACCCUACAAGAUGACAUUGCUCUCUGUUGCAGCGCCCUCCAGUGGAGAGUCCUAGUGCUUGCUGAUCCCCAGGAGCUGGCCCAGGGAAUAUUACAGUUUGAUCUGCUUCCGUUUGGCUUACUCUAAACACCUCUCUGACGUGAUUCCACCUCCCCGAGCAGACAUAAUAACUACACUUCACUUACCAUGCGUUUGGGCUGUCACCGCUUUCCAACCAAGGGGGUAAUGAUGAGUGAACUUCGUUAGUGAGUAUAAUGAUGUAGGCUAAUGCACAGCCAUGUUUAUGUGGUAAAGGUACCUGACUUUGCACAAAUUGUUGAUUCAAGUACAGCAUUUGUUUGAUGUUGUUCGUUACCGUGAGUGACUAGGGCGUCUCAUGGUGGCAGUCUUGAUAUGUAAAGAUCCAAUAAAGAAUGUGUACUGUC
Messenger RNA from Gadus macrocephalus (Pacific cod), 2694 nucleotides. It is a transcript of the gene scrn2, whose product is annotated as secernin 2. The transcript is spliced from 9 exons. Gene Ontology annotation, molecular function: dipeptidase activity; cysteine-type exopeptidase activity. Lineage: Eukaryota; Metazoa; Chordata; Actinopteri; Gadiformes; Gadidae. The record is from RefSeq and is a predicted model, not a curated record. Bases 145 to 1404 code for a protein of 419 amino acids. Gene Ontology annotation, biological process: proteolysis.